This is a messenger RNA of Medicago truncatula (barrel medic), 944 nucleotides long. RefSeq lists its product as uncharacterized. The record is from RefSeq and is a predicted model, not a curated record. Bases 94 to 726 code for a protein of 210 amino acids. NCBI's taxonomy places the organism in Eukaryota, Viridiplantae, Streptophyta, Magnoliopsida, Fabales, Fabaceae. The transcript has a single exon.
UCUUAUUUGCUCUCAUUUCAGAGAAAUAAAAUUAAUCUUCUCUAUAUUCUCUUAUUAAUCCUAGCAGCUACCUUACACCCCUACUUGAAUCAAAUGGAUACUAACCAGAUCAAGAAGAUUCAAGCUAUGAACAAGUACAAGAAGCACCAAUUCCUAGAAAAUUUACAUUUUUAUUCCUUAACAGCAUUAAUAUGUAGUUUAUUUUGCUGUGUCACACUUUGCUUACCCUAUCUUUCUUCAAUCUUGGUGUACAUAUCAAGUUUAAUUCCACUUCUUUUGAGUUCAAAACUCCUAUUCAUCCUUUGUAACAUCAUCAUUGUUGUCCUUAUGAUGAACUCCAAAAUCCUAUCUUCAGAUUCGUCUUCAAAUUCUGAUGUUUACCUUGAUGAGUACAUUCAAAGUAGUCAUACUACAAAGCCUCAGAUUCAAAGUUUUGAAGUCAACAAAACUAAAACUUUUGAGAAACAUGUUGAGGAGAAUAUUAUGAACAUUUUUGAGAAACAUGUUGGACAUAACACUAUAACCUUAAAGAGAAACGUAUGGAUUAAGGAAACUACAAAAACAUGGGGAGCCAAAGAAGAUGGUGAUCUUGAUGAAGGAGAUGAACAAAGUAAUUCGGUUGCUUUUCGUUCUGAUGAAUUGAGUAGAAGGGCUGAAGAUUUCAUUGCAAGAGUAAAUAGGCAUAGGAAACUAGAACUUAGUCGUUUGCAAAAUGGUUGUUACUAGACUAAUAAUAGUGUAGUGAAGGGUGCAUGAGUUUUCCAUCUAUAAUGUCCGUGUGACACAUGUUAACAUAGUCAAUUGAUGGAACAAAUUAAAGAAACCAUUAUAAAAAGCUUAAUGGUUUUGUUAGCAAGUUUUGAUCAAAAUCCAAUAUUUAAACUUUUUUUUUUUUACUCCGUUUUGGGAUAUAUAAAUAUGUCACUUGAAUUCACAUAUGAAAA